Messenger RNA from Lutzomyia longipalpis, 1731 nucleotides. RefSeq lists its product as uncharacterized. The transcript is spliced from 4 exons. The record is from RefSeq and is a predicted model, not a curated record. Lineage: Eukaryota; Metazoa; Arthropoda; Insecta; Diptera; Psychodidae. The annotation marks the transcript as partial.
AUUGUUAACUCACGCGCUUCACACAAGAGAAAGUACGGUGGCGAGGACGUGCGUAGGCCACAAUCCAAGACAAAAAGGCCAUAUAUUCAAUUUUCAUUUCCGCUAAGUGUGGACUUUGCUGAGCACAAAGCAUGGUUGUCACUAAAUUGUGCUCCUGUGGAGAUUGUAAUAGACCUGUGGAAGAAAACGUCGACAGAACGUCUACAAGAGAUUAGGGAUUCGCCUGAGAAUAUCCUGAAAACCUGGCCAAGGUACAAUGACCCAUGCGGAUAUUUAUUGAUUGACGUCGAUUUUUCAAAUCUUCACCCCGGUAAAGAGAAUCAACUUCUUGACGGAUAUGACGCAUUCAUCGACAAAGUCCUGAGCAUUUAUGAAAGCGACAUUAAAGAUAAAGCGAGCUGCGAGUUCCUAAAAUUCAUAAAUUCUCACUCAAGCAUAAGUCGUGAUGAAAAGGAUUGCGGUGUACUCUUGCUGCUUUGUGCAAUUCUAACUCCAGUUAAAAUAAAGAAGACGCACAAGCCAUCUAUUCUUGAUGCACAAAAGGAACUGGCGCUGUUUGUAACAUGCCCGAGUGACAUCUCCAGGAAGAUUGCUGUAAUGCGGAGUGAGUACCAAGAGCAAAAAUUGUCCAUACAGCCGAAAUUGAUAAUUGUUGGCGAAUAUGAUACAACAAAGCUUCAGGUCGACGAAAUAUUUGUAUAUUUCGACGAAGUCAAAUACAAGAUGGGCAGUAUACGAAAAGCAGUUGACACAAUAAUAAAAUUGUGUUUUGUUUUCAACAUUGAGUACUCAAAGAUCACUAGACAGAUAUGGAGGUUCCUUCAGGAAUAUUUUUAUCAAAUUGAUUCACCUGAGACUUCACCGGCAAUCCGUAAUUUGUGUAACAAAUUGGCAUAAAAUGCCUUUUUCUUGCUUCGAAUGUGAACUAGAAAAGUAGACAUAGAGUUUUUUAUAUCACACGUAAAAACACACAAUUUUCCCUUUAAUUUCAAUUACUCUUGUAAAAAUUGUAAUCAAACUUUAAAUAACUGGGUUCGUUUUAAGAAGCACUUAAAGAAACAUGUCAUUCAGAGCCAAAAUUAUAACUUAUUAAGUUCCAAUGAAGAUAAUGUAUCAAGCAUAAAUGAAAGUAAUCUUUUAAGCGAAAUUAGUUAUGUUUCACAAAAUGAUGUACGUACUUGGUACUUGACCUAUUGUAAAUAAAAUUCCGAAUGCUGUGAAUUUUGAUGAAAGCAUUACCAAUUUUCAUAACUCCACACUCAAUUUUACUUUGGAAUUGCAUAAAAAUCCGAGAUUUAGUAGAAAAGAUGUCUUAGAAAUACAUAAGUCAGUUCUAAGUAUUAAGUUAAUAUUUAAGUAUUAAGUUAAUAAUGUAUUUACAUGUAAAAAAGGAAGAAAAAAGAAUAAAUUAAAUAUAUAUUAUUGAAAUUAAAAAUAAUGUAUUUUAAUUCGAAACAUUCAAUUCCUAAAUAUAUAAAAUAUAAUAUCAAAAACACUGUGCGUAGUAAAAUUUAAAAUGAUUGCGAUCGAAUUCACUGUGUUUGCCUUCUUAUCCUGUGCAUAGUAGUUUCAAAAAUGCAAAAGUUUUGAAACUACAUUAUCCGUUAUAGGCGCGUUUUCAAAAGCUAACAUAGUAGUUUCAAAAAUGCAAUAGCUUUUGAAGUAACAAUAUGCAUUAUAGGCGCGUAUUCAAAAGCUAACGUAGUAGUAUCUAAUGGAAUUUUGUAUGGG